This is a messenger RNA of Brienomyrus brachyistius, 519 nucleotides long. Its product is annotated as hemoglobin subunit beta-like. The record is from RefSeq and is a predicted model, not a curated record. Lineage: Eukaryota; Metazoa; Chordata; Actinopteri; Osteoglossiformes; Mormyridae. Gene Ontology annotation, molecular function: oxygen carrier activity; organic acid binding; heme binding. The transcript has 3 exons. The coding region runs from base 66 to 509 and encodes 147 amino acids. Gene Ontology annotation, cellular component: blood microparticle; haptoglobin-hemoglobin complex; hemoglobin complex. Gene Ontology annotation, biological process: oxygen transport; hydrogen peroxide catabolic process.
UGGAGCUGAGCUACUGAGAAAAUCAUUCUCAAAGACAAAGUAAACAGGUCUAAACUAACGCCAACAUGGUUCAGUGGACUGAUGCUGAGCGCGCCGCCAUCGCUGAUAUCUUCGGCAAAAUCAACCGCGAUGUAGUUGGACCAAACGCACUUGCAAGGUGCCUUAUCGUGUACCCCUGGACCCGGAGAUAUUUCGGUGGCUUUGGAAACUUGUACAGCGCCGAUGCCAUCCUGGCGAAUCCCAAGGUCGCUGCCCACGGAAAGGUUGUGCUUGGCGGGCUGGAGAAGGCUAUGAAGAACUUGGAUGACAUCAAGAAAACCUUCGCCCCGCUGAGCGAGCUGCAUUCAGAGAAACUGAACGUGGACCCCGAUAACUUCAGACUGCUGGCUGACUGUCUCACCCUCGUCAUUGCUGGGCAGAUGGGCGCUGCGUUCACACCGGAAGUUCAGGCAGCGUGGCAGAAAUUUCUUGCUGUUGUUGUUUCUGCUCUCUGCAGGCAAUAUUACUAAAGUAUCUCAA